Messenger RNA from Adineta steineri, 891 nucleotides. The record is from the annotation of a GenBank genome assembly. NCBI's taxonomy places the organism in Eukaryota, Metazoa, Rotifera, Eurotatoria, Adinetida, Adinetidae.
AUGUUAGUUCAAACAGGUCAAGAUAUGGUUACAGCUGAACAGCAAAUUCCUAUUGCAACUGAUGCAAGAAAAUUAAUUGAAACACUUGAUAUGAAAGCAUUACAAGAAUCAAGAUUAGUUACUAAAGCAGAAAAACCAGUUGAAGAUAUAUUAGCUACUAUUAUUAUGAUUUGUGCGAAAAGACAAUUAGCUAAUCUUGAUAGAUUUAUUGAAGAAAUUCAAUUGUUUGAUAAAAUUAAUUUAACAGAAGAACAUAUUAAGUUAAUUAGUGGAAUUAUUGAUAAUGUUCAACUUGAAAAUUCAUCACUUAAUCAAACAUCUUAUUAUAAUGCUAUUUUAACACUUUAUAAAUGGGUCAAACGAGUUUUACAAUAUCAUACAGUUUUACUUAAAAAAGUUCGACCAAUACAUCAGAAAUAUAAAGAAAUUGAAGAAGAUAUAUUAGAACAAGAUCAAAAAAUAAUUUUAUUAGAUAAUAAAAGUCAAAUUUUAUCUCGAGAAUUAGAACGAAUAAGUAAAAUAUUUGAAACAAGUGUAGAACAUCAAUUAACAUUAAAUGGCACUAAUCAAAUAUAUUACGAAUGGUUAAGUAAUGGAGUUUUACCAUUAGAAAUGAAAAAUUAUACAAUUAUUAUUAAAUCAAUUGAAUAUUCUCCACUUCUUAUUGAUCUAUUUGGACAAUAUAAUCAUUGGAUGGAAAAAUAUUAUAAACUUCAAAAAAUUGAUUUGGAUGAUCAAACUAGUAAAGAUCAAAAUCUCAUGAAAAAUUUAAUUGAACUGACAUUUCCAAUACAUUCACCAUUAGUAACAAAAUUAUUAGAUGAAUUAUUUCAACAAAUUUCAUCAAAAACUUCACUUAAAUUAAAUGAAUAUCAGUUUGAAAUUCCAUAA